AUGAGCCUCUACAGUUAUUUAGAUUUUCCCGAUAUCAAGUAUGAAGGGCCCAGAAUAGAAGAACACUUUCCCAAUAUCUUUACUACUUUCAGCCAGAUGGCUGCAGUUCUUACAUUAUAUUUUUCAAUGAUACUUAUUGGUCCAAGUUUGAUGAAAAAAUACAGUCCGUUCAGACCAAAAAGAUGGCUUUUGGCAUACAACAUACUCCAAGUCAUAUGUAACGUGUUUUUGCUAUAUUUGAUAUUUGACUGUUGUGGCUUAGGCAUAUUUAGGGUCUGGAAUCAUGUCUGUGAUCCAGUGAGUUCAUCAGUCGGCUUUGAUCAACAAGUUCAAUUCAAGGUAUUACGCUUGAUGUAUGUAUACUACCUCAUUAAGAUAUUUGACCUCAUUGAUACAGUUUUUCUAAUUUUGAUGAAAAAACAACUAAGUUUUCUUCAUUUAUUUCAUCAUUCAUCAAUGGUUUUCAGCAUAUGGGUAACAACAUCCUUUUUUAGAGAACAAAUAGGAAUUUUUUUUGGAUUUAUGAAUACACUGGUCCAUGCUGUAAUGUACUGUUACUACUUUUUGUCAUCAUUUGGCCCAGUUGCACAGAAAUAUCUCUCAUGGAAAAAGCACCUAACAUCGCUGCAGAUGGCUCAAUUUAUUGUAAGUCUUGCAGUGCUGGUGAAAAUGAAGUUUGAAAACUGUCAUGUGACACAAUGUUUUUGGUUGCUGUGGGGCUUCAAUAUAAUAUGUUUUCUAGGUUUCUUCUGUAAUUUUUACAUAAAAGCUUAUGGGAGAAAGAAGAAAACAGACUAA
This is a messenger RNA of Nezara viridula (southern green stink bug), 798 nucleotides long. The record is from the annotation of a GenBank genome assembly. Lineage: Eukaryota; Metazoa; Arthropoda; Insecta; Hemiptera; Pentatomidae.